AUGAAUGUUUUCAGAGCGGGUGAUGUCUUUGAGCGGAGAUUAGUCAAAGUCAUGUACAACUGCUAUCAUGAACCGAAGGUACACGACCACCAGCUGUACCAUUCACUCAACAGUGCCAACAUUUUUGGUCUAUUGCCACUCGGAUUCAUCGGAAUCGCUUUCAACGCAUGUGCACUAAUAUGCCUUUACCGACCGCCGAAGAUCACCUCCGGGGUGUUCGUCUUCCUCAAAGCGGUCCUCAUUUUGGAUCAUUGUCAACUUGUGGCAACGAUUUUAUAUGCAUUACUACCACAGUUUUGCGAUAGCCAAUUCGCACCCGAGCACACCUUUUAUGGGGUUUGCAUGCUGGAGCGGCGAUUUCUACGAGAAACAUUACCAAAAGUGGUAAUGCUAAUCAAUACGUUUCACGUGUGGACGAUCGCCGCUCUCUCCGCACAUCGAUAUUGGAAAAUAUCGAGGCCGGUGAAGUCACGAAUGAACGACACGCCAAAACGAGCGAGAUUCAUCCUGGCUGGCCUGUUUCUAGUUGCCACCAUUUAUCGAUUACCAGUGUUCAUCUUGGAGCUUCGAAUGAAAUGGUCACCGGUUUUUCGAAUCACCACAAAUCCACAUUUCACCGAGGUGAUCACUCCAUAUCGAAUGAUCUACCAUUCACUUCUCGAUCCACUUCUAUCCAAUGUGGUUCCAUUCAUUUGGAUGGCUUUAUUCUCGUUGAUGACUCUUCAUGAAGUAUUGCGAAGUCGGCACUUCAAUUAUAAAUUGAUUGCAACGGAGAUCGGGGGACGAACGGCUUGCAAUGCUUGCCGAAUCCAAUUCCCGUUGUUGCCGGCUCGUCGCAAGUCCGAUGUUUUCCGUCAAAAACAAGAGCAUCGAGCGACAAUCUCGAUCAUUUUGAUGAUUCUAUUCUAUCUGGCGUUCCAUUCUCUUCAAUUGUACACAAUCUUCCGAAAAUGGCAUCUGAUACUCAACGAUGAGUGCCCAGCGAGAAUCGAUUACAUUUUGACGCAAGUCUCGGUUUGGUUAUCGCUCGCCUCAGCCACCGUCAACGCCUUCGUCUUUAUUGCUUUCACAAAUAAGCUUCGAAAGUACGUGAAGACGCUGAUUCGGAAGACGUCGCGGACACUCUCCAACUCGAGCGAUCCUCCACUUUCCCCUAAAACCACCACCACUAUUGUCGUACAUCAAAGUUCCGAUAAUCCGUUUAGUAUC
Molecule: messenger RNA, 1209 nt
Organism: Mesorhabditis belari
Lineage: Eukaryota; Metazoa; Nematoda; Chromadorea; Rhabditida; Rhabditidae
Source: the annotation of a GenBank genome assembly